AUGUCAACGACGGCUAACUUAUGUAGGCUAUACUCCUGCAUCUGGACGACAACGGGAACCCUGGAUGAAAUCCACUCCAUCGACUUUGACCUGCGCCCAGUCAACCUCACAGCCGACGACUUAGCUCCCAGCGACAACCCCUCCAAAAUGUUGUCCUACAUCUGGAAGGCCUGUGAAAACGGCUACCUCGAUGAAGGAGACGAUACGCAGUCAUCCUCACCCCAGACCCCGACCGUGGUCGAACACACCACUAUCUUCCCUAGCCCACCACCCAAGUCCUCGUUCUUGUCGAACAAUUGGACGGCGUUGGAUUAUGAUGAAGACUGGGCUUGGGGAGAUCGCCAUUUUUCUGUUGUAGAGGAAUGCAUGCUCUUUUUCUGUUCAGGGAUGUUCAACUUCCGCACCUUCGGAAUCGGGAAAACCUCACCAGCUCCGUUCGCAGCAACUGGUUGUUGUUCUGGGAUCACAAAGAAAGAAAGGAAGAAGUCUCAGCUCGAUGCAUUUCCAUGGGAACCUAUUGAUCAACAAAACAGUCCUGCGCCGACCACUGCUCGUUUCGCUUAA
This is a messenger RNA of Desarmillaria tabescens, 564 nucleotides long. RefSeq lists its product as uncharacterized. NCBI's taxonomy places the organism in Eukaryota, Fungi, Basidiomycota, Agaricomycetes, Agaricales, Physalacriaceae. The coding region runs from base 1 to 564 and encodes 187 amino acids. The record is from RefSeq and is a predicted model, not a curated record. The transcript has 3 exons.